This is a messenger RNA of Mauremys reevesii (Reeves's turtle), 2625 nucleotides long. RefSeq names its product methyl-CpG binding domain protein 1 (gene MBD1). The record is from RefSeq and is a predicted model, not a curated record. The transcript has 13 exons. Gene Ontology annotation, molecular function: DNA binding; zinc ion binding. Bases 412 to 2148 code for a protein of 578 amino acids. NCBI's taxonomy places the organism in Eukaryota, Metazoa, Chordata, Testudines, Geoemydidae.
GAGGUCUGGGAGUGGCGCCGAUGCCCGGCGGGCGCGGCACGGCGUGAAGCCACGUCAGGGACGCGGGCGGGCUGGCUGGCACGCAGGGGGAUCUGAGGCGCGCCGGGGUCGCCGCAGCGAAUCUUGGCUCAGCCCGGCUCCGGGGACGGCGUUUGGGCACCGGCUCGGCGGCGCUGGGCUCGGAACCCGCCUCCGGGCUGGCGCCCGCGGCCCCCCCCAGCCGGGCCUUGGCGCUGCCGCCUUGAUUGUCUUCCUCCCGGGCCGCGCUCGCCCGUCGGACACGUCCCGGGCAAGGCCACGGCUGGGGCUCGGGGGCAGGAAGGGCCAACCCGGGCUGCCCGGUCUUAGGGCCGGGAGAACUCCCCUGACACAAUCGUAGCCGCUCUGCUGCCGCUUCCCCAGCUCAGCACCAUGUCGGAGGGCUGGGUGGACUGCCCCACCCUGGGGCCCGGAUGGAAGCGCCGGGAGGCCUACCGCCGAUCCGGGGCCACCUGUGGACGGACGGACACCUACUAUCAGGGCCCCAACGGCGAGAAAUUCCGCAGCAAGAUCGAGCUCACCCGGUUCCUGGGGCCCUCGCAGGACCUGACCAACUUCGACUUCAAGAACGGCGUGCUCCGCGACCCGCCCCCCAAGGUCAAGAAGGCCCAGAAGAGACGCCUCUCGCUGUCGGAGCCAGAACCCCCGACCCCCCCUGAGCAGCCGCCCCCCAAACAGCAACCCAUGAAGCCGGAGCCCCCGGAGCAGCCGCCCCCGCCCCUCCCGGAGCGACGCCCCCGCAAGCGCCCGGCGCCCCUGCUGGAACCCCAGGAAGCGGCGCAAGAUGCCGUAGUGGCAUGCUGCGCCAGCUGCCAGAACUACUUCCCCGGGGUGAUGCUGCCCAGCCAGAGACGCUGCCGCUGGCUGUGCCCGGACUGCCGAGCCCAGAGAAGAGACUUCAACAGGGAGCAGCGGUUCUUCAAGCGGGUGGGCUGCGGGGCCUGCCAGGCCUGCCAGAUCCCCGAGGACUGCGGCAUCUGCACCGUGUGCACCGUGCGGGCCAAGAACCCCGAGCUCCGGAUCGGCAGGAAAUGCCUCCUGCGCCGCUGCCUGAAAAUCGUCAAGAAGGGCUUCGGCUGCGGCGUGUGCCAGGGCUGCCAGGCCACCGAGGACUGCGGCAGCUGCUACAUCUGCCUGCGGAGGCUGAAGCCGGGCCUGAAGCGGCAGUGGAAAUGCCUGAAACGCCGCUGCCUCAAGAAGAAGCAGAAGUCGGUGGUGGCGAAGAAGGCCGGGUACGGCCCCCGGAAACUGACCGUAGAGAAGGAGCGCCCGCCGGGCGGGGAGCUGCGGUUCCUGGCGGAGAAGGGGGUCGCCGAGGCGCCCGGGCAGCUGGUGCUGCUGAAGGAUCGGCCACGCAGGGACUUCGUCCUGCUCCGCGACGCCCCCCCGAGCUUCCCCCUCCUGCUGCAGCAUGUGAAGGAGGAGCCGGCCACACCCCCGCCCCCCGGCCGGCUGGAGGAGCCGGCCCCCACCCCGGUCCUCGCCGCCCCACCCCUGGUGAAGCAGGAGAAGGUGGAGCCCGGAUGGGACCUUGCACCGGUGCCGGCGGGGGUGCCCCUGCGGAUGGAGGGCCGGGCGCUGGCCAGGGAAGUGGUGGUUCUGGACCCAGCUGACAAGGACGAGGAGGACGAGGAACGCACCCCGGUGAUCAUGGAGAUCUACAGCCUGGGGGCGCUGGCGGGGCGGGCGCCCCUGGACCCGGUGCUGCGGGAGUUCCUGGCCGAGCUGCAGGAGAUCCCCUUGCCGGCCCACUGGGAGGUGCAGCCGCCCCUGGGGGGGCCCGACCUGCGGCUGGUCCAGCGCUCGGCCCGCUCCACCAUGGCCGCCACCGUCAUCCACAUCCGCCCGGGGCUCUUCUUCCAGGUGGUGGUGCGCCAGCUGCCCGUGCCGCCCGAGCACGAGGUCUACGCCAGCCACCCCGCCCGCCUCACCACCGUGGACGAGGUGGUGGAGCUGAUCUGCGACCUGGAGGCCUAUCGGCUGUGCCCGGGCUGGCCGGCCGGCUGGCACGCGGGGCAGCGCUCCCAGGCCUGCGACGUGCUGGUGUACGCGGGCUGCUGCCCCCAGUGCCGCCUCAACCCCUGGCCCUCGGGCAGCGCCGGCCCCUAGGCCCCCCCGCGCCCCCAGAGCUUCUAUUUUUGACACUGGAAUCGGCUGGACCCGGCCGGGUCGGGGAGGGGGGGGGCAGGGGGGGGCGGCCGGGGGGGGGACGGCGUCAGUUUGUUUUCGUUGCUUGCUUGUCCCUCUCCAGGCUGCGGGAGGGCUGAAGGGACCCCCCCCCCACUGUGGUCACAUGAGCAGCUCUAGCCAAUGAGCUCUGUCCCCAUAGGGCCCCCCCAGGCAGGGCAGAGGGCUCCUUCCUCCCGAGCCCCCCCCCGCUCCCUUUGCAGUGACUGGGGGGGUAGGGAUUUCAGACCCCAUCUUAAAUUGCUUUAACCCCCCCUCGCCCAUUGGCCUGGGUCUUCCACCUCCCCUGCCCUUUGGGGGGGGCAGACCCAUGCUAGCUUCUCCCCCCCAAGCGAUUGCUUCAUCUCCAGCAUGGGGGGGUCGCUCCCCCUUUCUUCCCCAGUUUAGGCUCCUGUUUUA